GCCCGGGUCGUCCUCCUGCUGCGCCGGGACCAAUGAGAGGCGGCCAAGGGCGGGGCCAAGCCGAGCUGCCUCCCCGGCUGGAGAAACUUGAAGGAGGCGGAUUUGCAACGCCGGAGAGUUGAGCAAGACUCGGACUGGCAGCAGGGACACAUGGUCCGCAGCGGGGGGAUGCACCGCGCCCGGGCGCCUCUUGCCUUCUCCUGCAUCCCACGUCGGACUGCAAAGGACAGCCCGCGCGCCUUGGAGGGGGCUGCCUGCCAGAGACCCCGCUAGACCCCGCGAUCAGCGCUCCGGGGAGGGUGGCAAAGCCGACGAUCGCCCCGGGCAGUCGCGUCGCCGUCGCUUCUUGGGCGAGGAGCAGCCGCUGGAAGAUCCCAACAGAAGGAAAGAUUGUUAUUUUUUAAAUUGCAGUCGAACUUUUAAAGUCUCGCAGCGCGCAAACCCCGAGGUGGAAAUAUAUAUAUAUAUUAAUUUUUUUUAAAAGCAAAUGAUUAUUGGUUGCAUCGCCGCGACCUCAAAAAAAAAAAAAGCAGGUUUUGCUAGACGGGGGAGGCUGCAAGUCGCGAUUGGGAGCCUUCAAGGCGGGACAGAUUUCCACGCUUUCGCUUGGAGACGCGCAAGAGCGAGUUGAAAGGGAGAAGUCGCCAAGAGGAAGUCCGGGAAGCCACCGUGCGCCGCCUUGCGAGUGGCAGAUUUGGAGGGGGCGAGGAGGGGGUGGAAGAGGUUUCGUUUUGAUUGAGUUUCUUCCCCCACUGAAGAGUUUUUAGAAAUAAAAAGCCUGCCGCCCCCCCAUCCCUGACUUGAUCUGCCUUUGAAAUGCGAUUCUUCCAUUCAGGCGCAUCUCCCAGCCUGUGGAACCUGCGUCUUUGGGCCGUCUGUUGGCACCCCUGACUUUCUGGCUUAGAAAAAGAAAAUCCCCGCUGGCUUCUCCCUUCCUGUGGUUCGCCCCUCACCAUGUCUUUCAACCACACCAUGAUUCCUUCUGCCAACGGCUCCUCCAACGAGACUGGGGGGGCUGUGGAAAGCGGCAGGGCCCCCACCAUCCCCACCAUCAUGUUCAUCUUCGGGGUGGUGGGCAACCUGAUCGCCAUUAUCGUGCUUUGCAAAUCCCGGAAGGAGCAGAAGGAGACCACUUUCUACACUCUGGUGUGUGGCUUGGCGGUCACUGAUCUCCUGGGCACCUGCUUGGUCAGUCCGGUCACCAUCGUCACGUACCUGCAGAAUAAAUGGCCGGGUGGUGCCCAGUUGUGUGAAUACAGCUCCUUCAUCCUCCUCUUCUUUGGGCUGUCUGGACUCAGCAUCAUCUGCGCCAUGUCCAUCGAGAGGUAUCUGGCCAUCAACCACGCUUACUUCUAUAACCAUUAUGUGGAUAAGAAACUGGCCGGGCUGACUCUCUUUGCCAUCUACGUUUCCAAUGUCCUCUUCUGUGCCCUGCCCAGCAUGGGUCUGGGCAAAACCACCAUGCACUACCCUGAGACGUGGUGCUUCAUAGACUGGCGGACCAACGUGUCCACCUAUGCUGCUUACUCCUACAUGUACGCUGGCUUCAGCUCCUUCUUGAUCAUGGUCACCGUGGUCUCCAACGUCUUGGUCUGCAUGGCGCUGAUCCGCAUGCAUCGCCAGUUCAUGCGGCGCACCUCUCUGGGGACGGACGCUGCCUCCAGCCGCUUGUCAGACUUUCGCCGGCGCAGGAGUUUCCGACGCAUGGCUGGGGCAGAGAUCCAGAUGGUUAUUUUGCUCAUUGCCACCUCUUUGGUUGUGCUGAUCUGCUCCAUUCCUCUAGUGGUGCGUGUCUUCGUGAACCAGCUCUACCAGCCGCCUGUAGUGAUGGCUAUCCAGCAAAACCCAGACCUGCAGGCCAUCCGCAUUGCUUCAGUCAACCCCAUCCUUGACCCCUGGGUGUACAUUCUGCUUCGUAAGACAGUGCUGAGCAAAGCUAUUGAGAAGGUCAAGUGUCUCUUCUGCCGCAUCGGAGGGGCCCACCGGCAGCACUCGGGAAGCAACUGCAACUGUACUGAGGGCCGCAGGGUUUCUGCAGCCACGGCCAAUCAUUCGCCAUCCUUCAUCUCUCGAGAACUGAGGGAGGUCAGCAGCACCUCGCAGACUCUUCUAUAUCCCCUCGAGCCAAGUGAAGGCAAUGCUGGGGGGCGUAUGCUCUUGCCGGGAGCCAGCAGCAGCCUGGCCCAAACAGACACUACAUCCAUAAGGACAUUGAGGAGCUCGGAGACAUCAGACUCUUCACAGGGGCAGGAAUCUGAGAACAUGUUUUUGGUGAACAAACGCCGGCCUGAGAAUGAGGUUGGCACCUCUGCCUCCAAAGGCAGCUCUCUGCAAGUAACCUUCCCCUGUGAGACACUGAACUUGUCUGAGAAGUGCAUAUGAGCAGAGGAAUGGUAUGAGGGACACAUCAGCUGUCAAGCCAUCUGUGACCCGCUGUCCUUAGGCACAGCCAGUGCCUGUGAGCCUUUUCACUUUCUCAGUCUGGUGGGGAUUGAGUAGCCAUUCAGAGCAAGGGGAACUCGGAAGGGGCACUCAAAAGAGACAAAAUGGCUGCCACCGGAGGUAGACUCAAGCACCCUAACUGCUUGGCCUGCUAUAUCUUGACACUCUAGUAGUGCCGUUUACUCCCUAAAGAGAGAAAAGUAAAGAUGCAGCUGUGCAUAAAGAAGCGUUUUUCCAACUGUGCAGUUGGCACAGCUCUUGCCGGUAACGAAAGAUUGCCCAAUGGUUUUCAAGCCUUGCCAAUAUAAAGCCAAUGAAUGUAGUGGAGUCGGAAGCACAAACUUCUGCUCAUUGCCUCGUCUUGCCCUGGGACAAAGGUGUUGUUCCAAAAACCCGGGGUUGGAAAGUUGCCGUUUUCCUUUCCAUCCAAAUAUAGUUGAAGCAUACUUAUCCCCUAUUCCUCUCCCUCUCCUCGUCACAUGCUAAGGUUCAGAGUACUAAAACCUAACACAGUUUGCUGGCGGUUAUGUAGAACCACUACAGCUGCCCUAGCUAAUACAAAAUUGGGGAGGAAAUACCAGCCCUCCUCUCUGGUGUGAAAAAAUGUGAAUGUCUCUGGCUGUAUAUUAUAUUGUGACUGAAUGUAUUUUUUUAAAAAAAUCUAUUCUUCUCUGUGAGAAGGUUAUUAAUACGAGAUAUAGAGAAAAAUAAUAUUGUCAACUCCUCUUCACACCUGCUGUUAGAUUAUUUUUCCCCCCAUUCAAGUCUUGUUUUCUAGACCCACAAAUUCAAAAGAGCAAAGCAGAGCUAAUUCUUAAAAUAGGAAUUUGGAAUUCAAUGGGAAUAUUUUAUGAUAUUGCUGAGUGAAAUAAAGGAAUUUUUUUUGUGAAAAUGUUCAUAUUGUGGAUGCAUACCUGUUUAUGUUCUGUGAAUGUGUUCAGAAUAGAGCCACAACCCAUGGGACCAGUUCGGUUCUCUAUGAGCCCUCCGGGGAUAGGGCGGUAUAGCAAGUUUAAUAAAUAAUAAUAAUAAUAAUAAUAAUAAUAUGAACAAGGUGUUUGCCUGUAGCCGGUAUUCUUUGAGUGGUGAUCCAUGUAGUUGCAUAAUUGGAAAGAUUCCAGCCGAGGCUUUAUGCAUGGUAAGGGCAGCAAACUCUAAUCUGGAGAACCAGGUUUGAUUCCCUACUUCUCCAGAUGAGUGGCAGACUCUAAUCUGGUGAACUGGAUGUUUCCCCGCUCCUACACAUGCAGCCUGCUGGGUGACCUUGGGCUAGUCACAAGUUCUCUCAGAACACUCUCGGCCCCACUUAUCUCACAAGGUACCUGUUGUGGGGAGGGGAAGGGAAGGCAAUUGUACAUCCCUUUGAGACCUCUUAAAGAUAUAGAAAAACAGGAUAUAAAAAAAUUGAUAUCAUUGGUGGGACUACUGUGCAAAUUGCACGGAAAACCAGCAGCCGAAAUCCUGGAACAGCACUUGUUUAGUGCUCACUUAUGUGAAGUUUCAAGGUGGAACAUAGGGGUUGGCCUCUCUUCAGGAUAAAUAUGUCCAAAGUUACAAGGAUGUGAUCUCCUGUUUGUUAUUCUGAUAUGUUUUCUUUGUCGAUCUUCGAAAGCUCUGCCGCUGUGGUGAUAUUUCUUUCAUGUUAGAGGCUUAUCUUCCCAGUUCGGUUUUAUGCUGUGCCCUUGCUCUGCUAGACAAAUGUACUUGCACUAAUGCAUCUGGAUAAGAGGAGUGUGCUGUUCUUUGAAAACAUGAUUGAGUUUGGGCUGCAGCAAAACAAAACAGCUGCAGCCUCACACAGGUCAAGGGAGGCGUGGCUCAACGCAAGAGUACGUUGCUUUGCAUGCGGAAAGAGCCAGGUUCAAUGUUGGCAUCUUCAGUUACAGUAUAUCAGGUAGUAGGGCCAAAAGAGCUACUGUCAAUUCAGACAAACAGUACAGAGCUGCUACAGGCCCAAUGGGGUGUGCGGGUGUGUGUGUAUAUAUGGCACCUUCAUAUGUUUAGAGACAACUGAAGUUGUAUCUUCAUUACCAGUAAUAAUUGAUAACAUAAUAUGCAGUUGAAUCCAGCCAACUUUUCUGUUGGUAAAAAAGGGAAUGGACCUUUUUGCCCACCCAAUAUGCUUAUGUUGGAAUUAUGGGACCUGCGUGAACAAAAGUAAUUUGGGGAAAGCACUGUGGAAAGCAGAAAUCAAGGGAGAUUGAAUGAAAAGUUGUCUGGAUCCAACAACCAUCAGCCUUAACUUUUCACCUCAGAAAUAACAGUAACUGAAAGCCGGAGGGCCUUUGUACUUGUGUUCCAUGUUCAAAGGCUUAGAGCUUCGUCCAAGUAUUGUUAUCUUAUAAAGAUAUUUGGAAAACCUGGCUUUGGUCAAGGAAAAUAUUAAGCAUGAAAUGCUGCUUCCUGUGUCUUCAUGUGAAUUGCUUUCUGCUGGAAUUAGAAUUCUGAGCCUCAAAGUUGAUAAUGUUAAAAAAAAAAACCUGUUUGUACUGGCACAAAUCACUUUUUUUUGGAAAUCAGAAUUAAAUGCAGACAUGCCGCUAGAGUUCAAACGUUAA
Molecule: messenger RNA, 5000 nt
Organism: Sphaerodactylus townsendi
Lineage: Eukaryota; Metazoa; Chordata; Lepidosauria; Squamata; Sphaerodactylidae
Gene: PTGER4
Product: prostaglandin E receptor 4
Exons: 2
Coding region: 955-2382 (475 amino acids)
Biological process (GO): inflammatory response; positive regulation of cytosolic calcium ion concentration; negative regulation of inflammatory response
Cellular component (GO): plasma membrane
Molecular function (GO): prostaglandin E receptor activity
Source: RefSeq, a predicted model, not a curated record